Molecule: messenger RNA, 1155 nt
Organism: Alternaria burnsii
Lineage: Eukaryota; Fungi; Ascomycota; Dothideomycetes; Pleosporales; Pleosporaceae
Product: glycosyltransferase family 15 protein
Exons: 5
Coding region: 1-1155 (384 amino acids)
Biological process (GO): protein N-linked glycosylation; cell wall mannoprotein biosynthetic process
Cellular component (GO): Golgi apparatus; membrane
Molecular function (GO): alpha-1,2-mannosyltransferase activity
Source: RefSeq, a predicted model, not a curated record
AUGCACAAAAUCAGUCUACGGCCAAGGAGGAAUCCGCUGCGGUCGCUGGGGCGCAUUGCGCAAUCCCACUGGAAGUUGAUUCUGGCUAUCGUGUCAUUGAUGUUUAUUGAAGUAUACGUACAUGUACGAAACUACGAUGUUCCUCGCCCGUCGACACCCCUCGAUGCACCCUUCUACACGGGCUGUCAGAGCCCCGUCCUAAACACGACCGCACGCGAGUCCGCUGUUCUCGUAAUGCUGGCGCGCAACUCGGAAGUCAAGGGCGCAGUUUCCAGCAUUCGAAGCGUCCAAGAACAGUUCAACGAUAACUUUGGGUAUCCAUGGGUUUUUCUGAACGACGAAGAGUGGACGGAGGAUUUUAAGAUUAAGGUGGGCAAAGCAGUAGGAAAAGACACGGAAGUAAAGUUUGAGGUCAUUCCAAAAGAGAUGUGGGGAUAUCCCGAGUGGAUCGACCAAGUGCGCGCGAGAAGCAGCAUGCAAUCCAUGAAAAACCGGGGUAUACAGUAUGGAGGACAAGAAAGCUAUCACCACAUGUGCCGCUUUCAGUCUGGCUUCUUCUUCGACCACCCCGCCCUUCUUCCUUACAAAUACUACUGGCGCGUCGAACCCUUCGUAUCCUUCACAUGCGCCAUAACAUAUGAUCCCUUUGUUGAGAUGACGCGUCACAAAAAACGCUACGGCUACACAACUGCACUCUGGGAACGCGGACAAACCGUCCCUUCCCUCUUCUACAAGCUCUCCCUCUUCAGGAAUAAAUACCGCCUCCCCACCUCCAGCCUCUGGACCGCCAUGGUCGACGCAAGCUACAUGCCCUGGCCCCUCCGCCGUGCACUAGCGCUCUUGUGGAAUCGGGAUGAGAGGGGAGAUUUAUGGAACAUGUGUCACUUCUGGUCGAACUUUGAGAUUGCAGAUAUGGAUUUCUUCCGUGGAGAUGCGUAUCGUGCCAUCUUUGAGUAUCUAGACCGUGACGGCGGGUUUUAUUAUGAGAGGUGGGGUGAUGCACCCGUGCAUUCAUUGGCUGCUGCCAUGUUGUUGAAGCCGGAGGAAUUGCAUCAUUUUGGUGAUUGGGGAGCAGGAGAGAGCGAGAGGGGUGAGCGUACCAAAGAUCUCGGGGACUCGUGGAGAAUGGAGGGAGCAGACGGGCUGCAGAUCUAG